Messenger RNA from Eruca vesicaria subsp. sativa (arugula), 936 nucleotides. The record is from the annotation of a GenBank genome assembly. NCBI's taxonomy places the organism in Eukaryota, Viridiplantae, Streptophyta, Magnoliopsida, Brassicales, Brassicaceae.
AUGGACAAGUACGAGAAGCUCGAGAAGGUCGGCGAAGGAACAUACGGCAAAGUGUACAAAGCCAAGGAGAAAUCCACAGGAAACCUCGUCGCUUUAAAGAAGACACGUCUCGAAAUGGACGACGAAGGCAUACCACCAACAGCUCUCCGCGAGAUCUCUCUUCUCCAACUCCUCUCUCAAUCAAUCUACAUCGUCCGUCUCCUCUGCGUUGAACACGUUCAUCAAUCAAAUGACUCAUCUCCUCCUUCUCCCUCCAAAUCCAACCUUUAUCUCGUGUUCGAGUAUCUCGACACUGAUCUGAAGAAGUUCAUUGAUUCGUAUAGAAAGUGUACGAACCCUAGGCCGCUUGAAGAUUCUCUUGUGAUGAGGUUUAUGUUUCAGCUUUGUAAAGGUGUGGCUCAUUGUCAUGGCCACGGUGUGCUUCACCGUGAUCUCAAACCGCAUAACCUUUUGCUUGAUAAGGAGAAAGGGAUUUUGAAGAUUGCUGAUUUGGGUCUUGGUCGUGCUUUCACUGUUCCUUUGAAGUCUUAUACUCAUGAGAUUGUUACUUUAUCGUAUAGAGCUCCUGAAGUUCUUCUUGGAGAGACUCAUUACUCCACUGGUGUUGACAUGUGGUCUGUUGGAUGCAUCUUUGCUGAGAUGAUUCGGACACAAGUUCUUUUCCAUGGUGACUCCGAGUUUCAACAGUUGCUUCGUAUCUUCAGAUUGUUAGGAACACCAACUGAGAAGCAAUGGCCUGGUGUAAUGACACUGCGUAACUGGCAUGAGUAUCCAAAGUGGGAGCCGCAAGACUUGUCACUUGCUGUUCCAUCUCUAUCCCCUGAAGGAGUUGAUCUUCUCACGAAUAUGCUGAGGUACAAUCCAGCUGAAAGGAUUUCAGCAAAGGCAGCUCUUGACCAUCCCUACUUUGACAGUCUUGACAAAUCUCAGUUCUGA